AUGGCAGCGUCCAAGCCAAUUGGCGCAGGGGAACGGGCAAAGUCUAUGCCACACACCCUCGAGCAUGCAAGGCUUUGGCGUGGUCCAAUGGGCCGGCUAAAGAGGCCCUUUGACGCCGACCGCGACGAGACGGGCGCUCCACACGGUUUCAGUUUCUGGAGCGUCUGGGUGCGGGCAUUUGGGAGGCGAUCAUGGGGGACAAAGCGCUGCAGGACGCAGGAACAGGUCGGCUAG
Messenger RNA from Parastagonospora nodorum SN15, 234 nucleotides. RefSeq lists its product as hypothetical. The record is from RefSeq and is a predicted model, not a curated record. NCBI's taxonomy places the organism in Eukaryota, Fungi, Ascomycota, Dothideomycetes, Pleosporales, Phaeosphaeriaceae. The transcript is spliced from 2 exons. The coding region runs from base 1 to 234 and encodes 77 amino acids.